Molecule: messenger RNA, 1812 nt
Organism: Lolium perenne
Lineage: Eukaryota; Viridiplantae; Streptophyta; Magnoliopsida; Poales; Poaceae
Source: RefSeq, a predicted model, not a curated record
AUGGAGAACGAGGAACUCGCGGUCUUCCACCGCCGGCGAGGCGCGGAGCAGGAGUGGGCGAGGAUAGAGGCUGAGACCACCGACGCGGAACCACCAUGCAUCGUGCCCGCCAACGCAUGCCAUGUUUGGGGCAUGGGGCUCUACCACUGGAUAAGUUGCUUCGGCCAAAUCUCCUAUGUCAGGCUGGCGUUCCAGGAUGCAACGUCGAAGGAGUGCGAGGGGAGCGAGAAGCUCGAGGCCCUUGAAGAGAAAGACCUUGGUACUCUCCUCCGAGUUCCCCAGACAGGCAACACCGAUCCGGAGGCCGCGUCCGAGGUGGAGGCUCCCGAGGCUCCGGGUUCCUCUAAAAGGAAAAGGGGUUCUUCCUCCGGCCCUGCUACUAAACGCGCCCGCGAAGUGCCCAGCACUGCGGCUACCCAGAAACUAGAGGCGGAGAAGAAGCGCCUCAAGCUUAUCGACACCAGCAACCGAGCCCAACCCGGCAUCGACCAGUUCUUCAAAUCAUCUGGCUCCGGAAGCCAGCCCCCCAAGAUCCCCAAGAAGAGAGCGAAGCCAUCUCCGGCUUCUGUGCCCGUCACACUAGAGGUGGAGGUUCCGCCCAAGGCCUCUUCUACCGCCAAGCCAGACCCUAAGGACGUCAUCAACCUUGAUGACCUCCUAGAAGAUCCGACUGACGAAACCGGCCACGGCGAGUCCGACAAGGGCGCAUCCUCGUCCGCACCUCCGCCUGAGAAGCCCGUUGUUACCUCAGCUGAAGCUCCGGCUGAUGAAGUUGAGAAGAAGUUAUCCCUAAGUCAUGCUACUGGCACGCCCCAGACUCAUCCUCACCUCUUUCCACUUCUGCAAAAGGUCCCCCUCUCACAGCGCCAUGCGGAGAUCUCCGCCAUGAUGGACCAAGUGUGGGGGCCUGCGAACACGGAAGAGCAGGAACUGACUGACCUCGAAAGUGGUCUCAAAGUCUUUUUCGCCAAGCACAAGAAUAACACUCGGAAGCUGCACGAGGAUCUGCGUGUUCAUGUGCUGGAGCAAAUGACAGAGAUAGAAGGGCUGCGCCAGAAUGUUGAAAAUAGCCGGCAGGCUUUGCUACUCCUAGAGAAUCGCUUGAAAGAAACUGCUAAGCGCCCCGCUGUCGACGCCAUGUCCGCCAAGAUCCAAGUGCUAGAGGCGGAGAAUGAAUCUCUCAAGAACUUCUUGAAAGAAUCUUCCGAGAAGGAGACUAAGGAGAAGAAGGAGCUCUUGGAGAAACAUACCCGCGACAUGGCGAAACUUGCUGACAAACUUAAGAAGAGCCAGCAAAGGGUGUCAACCUUGGCGGCAAAAAAUAAGAGCCAGGAGGCGGAGGCGGAGGCCAUUGAUAAGAUGAUCUUCCCAAGCCUGGGCUUUGAAUGGACCAAAGAUUCAACCCUUAAAAGGGCUGAGGCAUAUGAUGAAGCGCGGAGCUCGAUUGAUGACCUCUUCGAGGCAUGUUGCGAAGUUGCCAAGGCCUUAAACCUGAAGAGAGCCAAGACGACGGUGAUUGACACCAUGUCGAAGCUCAUGAAGCAAGUGCCGGAUCUCAUCAAGGAUUGGCAAGAAUCUUCUGCCCGCGGAGUUGCUUCUCUCCAUGAUCUUCCCCAGGGCUUCUCUGACGCGGAAGAUGAAGAAGAGGAAGGUGCCGAGGAAGGUGACGAGGAAGGCUCCGGGUCGAGCGCUGACCACUUCGAGGAGGAAUCCGACGACAACUCCGGCGAAGGUUCAGGCGAUGGCUCCGGCAAUGACUCAGGCGAUGGCUCCGCCUAUGUAGCUUCUGAUGAGGAGCAAUCCUCCGAGUAG